Tetranychus urticae (two-spotted spider mite) is the source of this 1280-nucleotide messenger RNA. RefSeq names its product mediator complex subunit 8 (gene MED8). Gene Ontology annotation, cellular component: core mediator complex; mediator complex. Gene Ontology annotation, molecular function: RNA polymerase II cis-regulatory region sequence-specific DNA binding; transcription coregulator activity. The record is from RefSeq and is a predicted model, not a curated record. Lineage: Eukaryota; Metazoa; Arthropoda; Arachnida; Trombidiformes; Tetranychidae. Gene Ontology annotation, biological process: regulation of transcription by RNA polymerase II.
AGAGGAGUCUUUGAAACUGGUUACUAACCAAACAAAUUUAGUUUUUUACAUUUUAUUUACACUUUUGUGUUCAUCAAUUACAAUAUUUUGUGAAAAUGGAACGGGAAGAAAAGGUUUUAGAUAUUGUUUUAGAGUCUUUAAUUAGUCGGUGUGAUGAAAUCAAGAAAUCGCUGAUUUCGUUUUUGUAUCGUCUUGAAAAUGAACAUCAAAAACUAGAUUGGCCUGCGUUUUUGGACAAUUUUGCCCUCAUCUCUGGUCAAAUAAACAAUUUGUUAAAAAUAUUGAAAAGUGAAAAAACUCCACCUCUACGUAAUCGUAUUUUUCUACCACUUUUACUCUCACCUGAUCGGGACGAGGAUCUGGCGAAAUUAACUGAAGGCCGUGUAGUUGCAUUCAAUCAUGAGAUGGUUCCUGACUAUUUAAGAACCAAAUUAGAACCAGAGAUAGAGUCAAUUGAGGCCAAACAAAUAGUCAAAGCUUCUACUAUGAAUCAAGAAGUUGGUCAAAAACAGAUUACAAGUAUCAAUAAAAUCGCAAACACAAUAAUUGAAUUGGUUCGCACUACUAAAGAUGAAUGGGAAAGUGGGUCUACGCAAAGAUCAUCUAUACCAGUUACAUCAUCAAUUCAGGACACAAAUAUUAUAUUGGCAGCAAUUUACCUCGGUAAAGGACUUAAGCCUUCAACAAUUACUCCCAAAACUGAACCUAGACCUGGAUCUAUUGGGCCUCAAAUUCCUGGUCAAUCUGGCCCACGACCUCCCGGUAUUAGUAAAGCUCCAAGUGCUAUAAAGACAAAUAUUAAAUCUGCAUCACAAGUGAAUCCAUACGGAAGAUGAAUUUUGAUAGCAUAACUUUCAUGUUAUUUAACUAACUGCGGAACGAAAUUGCGUUUUUUUUGAAUUGUAUAAUUUCGUGAAAACGCAACUAAGUUUAAAAGCCUAAUCAUGAAAUUGAAAGUGAACUCAACUCAAAAUGAAAUAAAAUUUGACUUUCAAUUCAGAGCGAUUUGAAAAUAAAUAAACAAAUGCCCUGAUCUUAAAGAAAGAACAAAUUUUGCUAAUAUUUUCAACCAACAACAUGUCUGCAUUCGAUUUCAUGGUGAAAGUUGUCUGGAUUCUUAUGGAAAAUAUUUUACAUUUUACAUUUGAAAGACAAAAUGUAUCAAAACAGUGAUGUACUCAUACUUAUGUUGCGCUUAAUCCCAUCGAACUCUUUUAUAUUGUAAUUAGCAUUUCUUUUCAAAUAAACUGCAAUCAAUGCACUUAUUUAAAAAAACGGAA